Messenger RNA from Trematomus bernacchii (emerald rockcod), 1859 nucleotides. It is a transcript of the gene tmem19, whose product is annotated as transmembrane protein 19. NCBI's taxonomy places the organism in Eukaryota, Metazoa, Chordata, Actinopteri, Perciformes, Nototheniidae. The record is from RefSeq and is a predicted model, not a curated record. The coding region runs from base 32 to 1222 and encodes 396 amino acids. The transcript is spliced from 8 exons. Gene Ontology annotation, cellular component: membrane.
CAAACCGCGGUCCUACCUUCGCCUCCGGUGAAUGUGUGUUUACACUCGGUUUGAAGCCUCAGUCAGUCCGUUUUCUCAGAUUUUUACUCAUGUUUUCGAGGUAUUAAGAGGGAAAGAUACGCCUGCUUUUCAUAGGGAAAGAUACUGUAUUAACUGGACUAUAAGUGUAAACUCACGAUGGCUCCGAGGAUAUUUGCUCUGCGUGUGUCUCAGCAUGACGCCUGAUCAGGAUCUGCUGCUGAAGGAAAGCCUGAAGAUGAUGACGGAUAUGAUCAUCCUGUGUGCCACUCUGGCUCUCUCUCUCUUCUUCUGGGUCCUCUCGCUCACCAUCAGCACCUACUCAGGAACACUUCAACCUGUGUCUCCAUGGCGAUGGUUGUUCUCCAUCCUGGUUCCUCUGAUGCUGACGGCCCGAGCGCUGAAGAGGAAAAGCCUGAACUACUCAGGAGCUCUGGGAGCUCUCCUCGUGGGCUUUGUGUUGACGAUGGCCAACUACAGCUUCUUCUCCUCCCUGCUGGCCUUCUUCAUCACCUCCUCCAAACUCACGCGCUGGGGGGGAGCGCAGAAGAAGAGGAUCGACGCCGACUACAAAGAAGGGGGUCAGAGGAACUGGAUCCAGGUGUUUUGUAACGGAGGAGUUCCCACAGAGCUGGCACUGCUUUACAUGAUCGAGGUGGGUCCCGGUGAGAUCCCCAUAGACUUCAGUAAGCAGUACACGGCCUCCUGGAUGUGUCUCUCUCUGCUCGGAGCGCUCGCCUGCAGCACCGGGGACACCUGGAGCUCUGAGGUGGGGCCCAUGCUCAGCCAAUCACAGCCCAGACUCAUCACCACCUGGAAGGAGGUCCCUGCAGGAACCAACGGAGGAGUGACUGCAGUGGGACUGUUGGCCAGUUUCCUCGGGGGUCUCACGGUGGGCGUGGCCUAUUACGUGACUCAGCUGCUGUUUGUGGGGGACCUGAACAUGGCCGACUCUCAGUGGCCCGUCAUGGUGUACGCAGGCAUGGCCGGGCUGCUGGGGUCCAUGCUGGACUCUUUCCUGGGGGCUCACAUGCAGUACUCAGGUUUUGACGCCAGCAUUGGGAAGGUGGUCAGUUACGAGUCGGCCACAACGACCCGGAUCUGUGGGAAACCCAUCCUGGACAACAACGCCGUGAACCUCUUCACCUCCGUCAUCAUCGCUCUCGUCCUGCCGGGGUUAGCGUGGGGGAUGUGGCCACGAUAAAUAAACUGAUAACGGAUAAACUACGCUUCACUCCGAGACAUAUGAGAAAUCUGUUGAUCUGAUUGGUCACAGAAGCAAUUUGAUUGCACUAUUAUUCCAUCAUGGAGAAGAAAAUAAAUACUGACUGAUGUGAUGUUCAGCCAAUGACUGAACACGUAUUGAGUGAUGCUCCUAAUUGAACAGAUGAUGGAGGAUAUUUACAUGCUUUGGGAGAUUUUCCAAUAAAUAGGGAAAGAGAAACUGCAAUAUUUUCAGGAUGUUGGAGGAUUUUCUAUCUUUCUAAGAAGCAUAAUUGACAGCAAACUAUUUUGUGAGUCUCCAGAAGUAUCAGUGGUUUACAGACAAUAUAAUGAGUGAAACGUCUAAAGAGAAUAGAGAUGCUAAACGAUGCACGGUGGGUCGGUCAUGUGGACGUAUAUACAAAAGUAUAAUUUGACCUUAAAUAAUUCAAUAAAUGUUCAGUGUCUUUGUUCUGUAUUUCUGAUUUGAACCUGCUUGUUUAAUGUCAUGUUUCUACACUUGAAACAGUUGUCUUGUAUUCUCACAACACUGAUUUAUACAGCAUUGUGUUUAACAGAAUAUAUAUUUCCUGCCUUUAAUUUAUGUGUUAAUAAACCUGUCGUACUUUGAAAUUAAA